Molecule: messenger RNA, 1373 nt
Organism: Epinephelus lanceolatus (giant grouper)
Lineage: Eukaryota; Metazoa; Chordata; Actinopteri; Perciformes; Serranidae
Gene: gemin7
Product: gem (nuclear organelle) associated protein 7
Biological process (GO): spliceosomal snRNP assembly
Cellular component (GO): SMN-Sm protein complex
Source: RefSeq, a predicted model, not a curated record
UCGGUAGGUGGCGGUAAUGCUUCCAUACGUUGUUUGCCAACCGCCAUAAAACUAGAAGAAGACUAAACGACAACAUUGCACCUGGCAGUCACUGUAGCUGCUAACAGGAGGAAACAGUGAGAAGACUCAACAUGGCAACGCCGGUGCCUGUGCUCCGCCUGCCAAAAGGACCUGACCCCAACAGCCGUGGAUUUGACCCCAAAUCCCCCCGUUUCAUCGCCCUGUGUCGUACCUCCAUUCCCACUUCUGCUGCGUCUGAGGCAGACGCUGAGCAGCUGCAGAAGGAGCAGCAUGCACGAUCUGUGCUCCGAGAGACUUUCCUCCGAUGUCUCCUCUCCAUGACCAACAAGAAGGUUCAGUUUAACAUGUAUGAGAGGGUGAAGGUGGAGGCCACGUUUGGAGCGUCCGACAUUGAUGUGCUGAACUUUCAGGUGUCGGACCUGCACACUCCCCUCGGGGUGCAAAAGGAGGCACUGAUCAGGUGUCAGGAUGUGAUUUCACUCACUUUUGAUACAUGAACACUUGACGCUUUUGUUUCCUGUUUAAACAGAAUAUGCUGUUUGGGAUAAGAGGCACUUGGGAGUCUCAUUUGUUGUUGCAAGUGAGCUCUAUUGUCACAUUGUGAGAUAGUUUAUAAAACUGGUUAUAUUUUUGUACUUUGUUUGUUUUCAGUCUGUAUUGUUCAGCCAGACAUACUGCUCUGUGUGACUGCUUUCAAAAAUCCAACACUGACAGGCAGUCCCACCUUUCCAGCACAAGAGGGCGUUGUUUACUUGUGUUUCAAGACAGAUGUGACAGUCUGCACUACUAUUGGUUAUUAUCAGAUAUUUGGCAAAGCAGACCAAAGCUUUGAUAACAUGAUGAUGCUUGCUGAUGACUACUUCUCAGAAUAUAUUUACCCACAAUAACAUCUGUGAAGCAACUGUUUGUUAUCAAUAUGAAGGCUGACAGGUAGAGGCAUUCACUGUUUAAUUUUAAGCUGUUACAGUCUAAGUUCUGAAAGUUGCACAACUUAAUGGAAAUGCAGCCUUAAAGACCAGGAGAUCAAACAAUCAAACCAAUAUUUUGUCUUACAUCACAAUUUAUUAGUGUAUCUGUUGUUCCUGCUCUACACUUUGAGACUUGUGUAGAUCGUCAGCACUGCUGUUCUCUUUUGUGAGAUGCAGAAGGUUAUUACUGUACUGCUGCUCGAGUAGACAGGCUUUGUCUUUUGUCAUGUAAUUCUUUAGGUAAAUGAAACUUUGCACUUUGAACGUUUCUUUUGCGUCAACCACUUUUGUAUUUGAAUGCCCAUUUUGUAUUCUGUUUGGAAAAAUGAUCAAGACACCUGUAAAGAUUCAUGCCUGAUAAAGAUUGAUAUUGCUUAAGAAAAA